Molecule: messenger RNA, 33872 nt
Organism: Pelobates cultripes (western spadefoot toad)
Lineage: Eukaryota; Metazoa; Chordata; Amphibia; Anura; Pelobatidae
Source: the annotation of a GenBank genome assembly
GGCUGGCUGGGGGUAUCAGUGAGAGGACCCGGCUGGCUGGGGGUAUCAGAGAGAGGACCUGGCUGGCUGGGGGUAUCAGUGAGAGGACCCGGCUGGCUGGGGGUAUCAGUGAGAGGACCCGGCUGGCUGGGGGUAUCAGAGAGAGGACCUGGCUGGCUGGGGGUAUCAGUGAGAGGACCCGGCUGGCUGGGGGUAUCAGUGAGAGGACCCGGCUGGCUGGGGGUAUCAGUGAGAGGACCCGGCUGGCUGGGGGUAUCAGUGAGAGGACCCGGCUGGCUGAGGAGGAGGAGGACACCUGUCGGGAGGAGGCCGCGGGCAGCUCCUGGGCCUCCCUCACUGAGGAUACUGUCACUGCUGAUACCCAGCCCAUCCAGCGGGGAGGAGCAAGGCCCGCGUCCGGUGAGCAGGAGGGGGCGGGGAGAGGCUCAGCGGGGACUCACCGGGAUCCCGCCGCGGUAAGUGACACCCACCGCCAGUAAGUGUGCACUCACUAACCAGCCCGCACCGCGCGCUCCCGCCACUCACUCACUCAGUCACUCAGCCGGCCUGCUGCGCGCUCCCGCGUUUCCCUGGUAACUGCUGCCUUUUUUUUUUCUUUUCCUUCCAUCGAACUUUAUUAACAAAACAUGUAACAGACACUGGCGUGUCAUGUCCUCUUACUCACAGCCUGGUGCAAUAGUGAAGUGGGGAAUAACCGCCCAGAUACUAUUUAUAAACUGGAGUAUAAAAGCAGGGCCUGGCAGGGAGGGAGGUUUAGCCAUAACUAGGAGGAAAGGAGAGAGGAGAGAGGAGAGAGGAGAGAGGAGAGAGGAGAGAGGAGAGAGGAGAGAGGAGAGAGGGGAGAAUUUAAUUUCCUUGUAAUUCUGAUAAAUAACAUGGCAGUAACAUGGCUGCUGGCACUCUAUCUAUAAUGCCAUUUAUUAAUAUAUUAUUUACUGAGGCCUGGCUGGGAGAUACAGACACUGGCUAUAGUUUCCUGCUGCUGGAUGGGAAAUUUAAAGUGCUGCUGAAGAGAGAUUUUGGGGUUUUAGGGACCCCUCCUCCUCAAUAACUAGUUUUAAAACCUGAUUUCCUUCUGACAGCGUGUAACAAACAUUGUGACACUAACACGUCACGUGUGUCUCGAAAACAUGGCACAUAUGGGCAGUCAAACUCAUAUCUGUGGAGGGUUAACCUUAUUAUUAUUAUUGGUAUUCUUAUAGCGCCAACAAAUUCCGUAGUGCUUUACGAUAUUAUAGGAGGGGUAGAUUUAACAAUAAAUGAGACAAUUACAAAAGAUUGCAGGAACAAUAGGAUGAAGAGGUUACAGUCUCAUCCAUUACAAAUAAUACAGGGCUAUUCACUAAACUCACAAUUUCUUCCAAAACAUAGGUUAGUAGCGAGAAUAGCGAAUAUGAAGAAUUUUUCAAGAUCAGCUAUUUUUAGCUCAGUUUUUUUUUCUUUUCAAUUCGGAUUUUAAUUUGGAGCUUAGUGAAUACCCAUGUAAUGGUUUCAUUCUGUACAAAAGCAUUUUGGGAGUUAAAGGACCACUAUAGUGCCAGGAAAACAUACUCGUUUUCCUGGCACUAUAGUGUCCUGAGGGUACCCCCACCCUCAGGGUCCCCCUCCUGCCCGGCUCUGGAAAGGGGAAAAGGGGUAAAACUUACCUUUUUCCAGCGCUGGGCGGAGAGCUCUCUGCCUCCUCUCCUCCGAUCCGCCCCGUCGGCUGAAUGCGCACGCGCGGCAAGAGCUGCGCGCAUUCAGCCCGUCACAUAGGAAAGCAUUCUCAAUGCUUUCCUAUGGAUGCUGGCGUGCUCUCACUGUGAAAAUCACAGUGAGAAGCACGCAAGAGCCUCUAGUGGCUGUCAAUGAGACAGCCACUAGAGGAAAUAGGGGAAGGCUUAACCCAUUCAUAAACAUAGAAGUUUCUCUGAAACUGCUAUGUUUAUGAAAAAAUGGGUUAACCCUAGAAGGACCUGGCGCCCAGACCACUUCAUUAAGCUGAAGUGGUCUGGGUGCCUAGAGUGGUCCUUUAAGUUAAAAUUUAAAACAUUUUUAGAAAUCACCAUGAAAAUUGUAAAAAAAAAAAUUCACAUAACUCUCACAAAAGGUGAGGCAUAAGAAACAAAACAAAAAAAAACACAGAGUGUCGUAUCUGCUCAUUACAAAGUUCCAAACUUAUUGUCAUUGUUUUAUUGUCAAAUACACAUUCCAAGCAAACAUGAUGAUUUCUAUUUACAGAUUUCCAUAAGGCAGUAUAUUUUUUCAUGUUGCACUGUGCUCCUCAGCAAAACUGUCUCACAGUCUCAACUUAUGCAAUUUAUUGAAAAAUAUAUUUUUUAGGUCAACUACUAUCAGUCAAGGUGGCAUUGUAGGAAAAAUACAUAUUUGUUGAAGUAAGACCAAUACCACACGCUUUAGUGGUUAUGGUGGCAGGAGUGUCCUGGCACCCCCGAAGGGAUCAAACUAUUUUAGAGUGAUUUGACUUUUUUACCUGGGGUGUGCCAGGCACUGCUCCAUGCCUCCACUACCUCAGUCAGAGAGCUGGAAGCGCUCUGUCUGAGCUUAAAAUUACACAGUAGGAUUUAGCUCAUUGUCCCAGAGCAAUUAGCUCAGACUCUCAGCCAAGGAGCUAGCUAGUGUGACCUUCCAGCUGUCUGGAUGAGGUAGUGUAGGCAUGGAGAGUGUGCUCAGAGGAUCCCAGGUAAAAUGUCAAACCAUUUUAAAACAGUUUGACUCCUUACAAUGGGGUGGGGAAAGUUCUUCCUGGUACCCUUACUAAUAUAGCGCACUGUAGUGAUUAUGGUACUUGGAGUGCUGCUUUAAAAUCUUGGACAAAUGCAGCGCCCGUAGGGUAAUAUACAGAUAAGUUUGAACUUGGGGCACUUGGACGUAUCUGGAAGUCAGGGACUAUCUCUUUAAAGUUCUGUCGUCAAAGUUCCUUAUUUCCUCAUCUCAAUAAGCAUAACAGCGUUUAUUGGGCUUAGUAAUGUAGCAGACAUAAGUAACCUCUGUAGCACUUCUGUGUCCAGGGUGAUGUAAUUUUUCCCAUGAUGGUAGAAAGGUUUAAUUAAGGCAGUUAUUAAAUGUAAUGUUGACAUUGUGCUAAUGAAAUUGCUAACAAAUAUAUAGAUUUGAUAUGUACCUACCUGAACAUUACUGGUGUGUUUGGUCUCUGAAAUUGUGCAUUGAUUCAACAAUGGCUUUGAUUUAUUCAGCAUUGCAAUUUAUUCAAUAUUGUUUGAAAAACAAGGGACAGUUCAGGUAAGUUAAACUCACUUUUGCCUGCCACCCGCUCCUCUCUGGCCACCAGACGCUCAGCGGUGAUGUCACCGUCAAGGGUCUUUGCAGAUUAUGCAAAGUCCCCAGAUGGUGACAGUGCCCCUUUAAUAACUAGUAACUUGAGAACAAUGGUGGGCAAAAUUGAUUUGAGAAAAAAAAAAAGUUUAACUUUUUCAGUCUCUCAGAUGCAUAUGCCAACCACACUUGGAGUCUAUGGAGUAAGAUCUUAUCCUGUCCAGCAGGAGUUUACAGAAUAAGUAGUUUAUCCUCCAGAGAGCAGUCUACACAUCCCAUAGGUUUAUUAGAAUGUCAUUAGAACCUGCGAGAAUCCAAAUUGCAGCUAUUUCAGCUAUAAAUAGCCUGGUUAACUGUUAUGUGACUAAACUGUAUUUUAGUAUCGGGAAAGGCACGGACAAGGCAUGGCAGGAUGGAGGCCCCCUUAUUGUGUGAAGUGAGCCUUCCAUGUUGCACAUGCAAUAGGACAAAAUUGAUAUAAGCAACCUAGAACUAAGGCCUCGAUUUAAUAUUUUUCGAUAACGUUUUCAGGAGAUUUAAUAGUUUUGCAUAAACUUUUCAAAUGAUUUAAAGGGACACUAUAGUCACCUGAACAACUUUAGCUUAAUGAAGCAGUUUUGGUGUAUAGAACAUGCCCCUGCAGCCUCACUGCUCAAUCCUCUGCCAUUUAGGAGUUAAAUCGCUUUGUUUAUGAACCCUAGUCAUACCUCCCUGCAGUGACUUGCACAGCCUUCCACAAACACUUCCUGUAAAGAGAGCCCUAUUUAGACUUUCUUUAUUGCAAGUUAUGUUUAAUUAAGAUUUUCUUAUCCCCUGCUAUGUUAAUAGCUUGCUAGACCCUGCAAGAGCCUUCUGUAUGUGAUUAAAGUUCAAUUUAGAGAUUGAGAUACAAUUAUUUACGGUAAAUUACAUCAGUUUGAAAGUGAAACCAGUUUUUUUUUCAUGCAGGCUCUGUCAAUCAUAGCCAGGGGAGGUGUGGCUAGGGCUGCAUAAACAGAAACAAAGUGAUUUAACUUCUAAAUGACAGUGAAUUGAGCAGUGAAAUUGCAGGGGAAUGAUCUAUACACUAAAACUGCUUCAUUUAGCUAAAGUAAUUUAGGUGACUAUAGUGUUCCUUUAACCCCUUAAGGACACAUGACGUGUGACAUGUAUGAUUCCCUUUUAUUCCAGAAGUUUGGUCCUUAAGGGGUUAAUAUGUUGAAAAAUGUGUUAAUAUUUUGAUAUUUUUUUUAUAUAUGGAUGUAUCUUUUUUUUUAUAAAUUAUAUAUUUUCUGAUAUUUUAAUAUACUUUUUAAACAUUUAUUGGAAAAUAUUAAAACAUUUGAAAAGUGUUCCAGGCUGCUUGAUUGACAGCUAUGGGCGAUCUUUAGUGGCAGUGAUUUUCAAACACUUUCAGAAAAAUGAGUCCGCUAAGAGUCCUCUAAGAACCAAGCAAAUUCAAAUUAUGAUAAGUGCUUAUGGUACUUUGACUGACCUUUAAAACAUGAAAUAACUUUUAAGUAAUAAUUACUGCACGUUAGGAUUUUAGAGUUAAAUGCUGUGAUUCAAAUUUUAGCAUUUGCUUGUGAUUUUUUUAAGGGUAGUGUCUUUGUGACUAGUGUGUGUGAAUAAAUAUUUGGUUGUUGAAUGUAAGCUCUCACUUUGAAUUAGUUAAACUAACAUGUUUGCCCGCCACACAAUAUUUGAAAUUAGAUUCUCAAGGUGUUGAAAACGUGUUUUUGGAGGUGGUCACUGAUAUGUGAGUGUGGGUUUUUUUUGUUGUUUUUUUUUUUUAUAGAAUAUUUAGAAUCCUCAUCAAGACUUGCAGUUUUUUGAACCCAGAUUUACACUCUCCUAUCUCUUUGAGCCACCAGUUUUGUAAGUAGGGUAUGUGUAUAGUGCAGUAUACAAUAGUAUUUUUCCCUCAUGUAUGUUUGUGUAUAUGCAUCUAAAAACAUGCUUUAAUUCGACAAGGUUGAAAAAAACGCAAGCAGCACAUUGGGAACCAUGUAAAGACUUCAAAAGUUUGAUACACAAUCAAGACACAUCACUUAUUCUUACAAAGCAAACAACUGAUCUGCAAUCUCAUUUGAAGGUAAGGAUGGAUAAAAGUAAAAAAAAAAAUCAUGUUAUUGUCCCUUUAAUUGACACUAUUUAUGUUGAUAAAACAGUUUUUCUGCGAUGAAUUGACCAUUCUCUUUGUCAUGAAAAUUGGUGACACCCUAAAAAUGUUAAAAUGUAAUCCUUACAUUGUACUUGUCAAAUUGCUAGCCUAACAGAUAUAUUGAUUUUGAUAUUAUUCAGCCCUAUAAAUUUCAGCAUAUAAUUGUAUUUUUUUAUAAACUACAGCUAUGUUUCCCACAAUGUGGAGAGUAUGUUCCCAGAAUGCCAUAUGUGCUACUGCAGUUUAAACGGUUACUCCAAUUAUCAUAGCCAUUGCAACACACUUUAAGGAUCAUGAUGUGAACAGUGCACUGGCCCCGUCUCCUGGUAGUGGGGUAAACCAUUUUGUAGUGGUAACCAUUAAAGUAUUUUAGGCACUCCAAAAUCUAUGUGUGUCUUUUCUUCUCUACAUUGUAUAGUUCACAUUUAACAGUCUAACAAAACUUGAUCGUCUUGUUUACACACAUAUCCAGCAUCCCUUUUUAGGUCAGUUAUUGGGUUUUUUGGGAUUAUUAAAAUCCACACGAAACUUUAUUAGAAGAACUAAAGUACAAUUUUGAUAGUUUAGGACCUGGAUAAAUAGAAGUAAUAUAGUUCUCCAAUCUUCAGAAGAAAUUGCGCAACUUUUAUUUCCUGUAGAGUUUUGUAAUCAUCUGAAUGUUGAAAUAGUGUAGCUGCAUGUGUAUUACCAAACCAGUAUGAAAAUAUAUAUCAGUCACUUCUUUUUGAUCCUCUUCUGGCAAACAAGGGCGGAACAUCAGAAAGCUUUGUAAUAGCUGCAUAAUUUUAUCUUUGCUCGUUUCCAAAUGUUCUUCAGAACUUUCCCUUCCACCUUGGGUUUUGUUUGCUGAUAUAAUAAAGAAACACAUUAAAUUGCUUCUACUAACCCACACACUCAAGCAAAACAAUAUUUAUCACAGGAAUGCUAGAUAAUGUUAUUUCAAAGUACGCUACUGUGGAAAAUGGAUUAGACGGGGGGGGGGGGGAAUACAUUUUAGUGUAAGUAUAUUUUUCAUUGUCCAUUUGCAAGUUCAUCUUUCACUUUUCCUAAAUCUUGUAUUCCUCUAUGUAAUCUAACAUAUAUCUGCCUUACCCACUAUUUAAAACCAAUCAUUCUUGCUUGAAUUUCGUAUUAUCUAUUUUCUAUCAUUGUCUCUUGUGCGUACAUGUAAGCGUGUGAGGUUUUCUUAUAAGUAGUAGUAUAAGAGGAGCAUAUCAGGCUUGCAGUGACCCCUCCUAGAAUGCAUUUAAAAAAAAAUUAAAGGGACACUAUAGUCACCAGAACAACUAUAGCUUAUUGUAUUUGUUCUGAUGAGUAUUAUCAUUCCAUUCAGGCGUUUUGCAGUAAACAGUCUUUUCAUAGAAAAUUUUACAGCUUAGUGAUAACUCCACUGGCCACUCCUCAGAUGGCUACUAAAGCUGCUUCCUGGGGCAGUGCUGCACGGUGUGACUGACAUUCAGUGUCUCCACCCUCUGGAUGCAGAUACUGAACUUUCCACAUAGAGAUACAUUGAUUUAAUGCAUCUCUAUGAGGAUAUGCUUAUUGGCCAGGGCUGUGUUUGACUUGUGCUGGCUCUGCCCCUGAUCUGUCUCCUUGACAGUCUCAGCCAAUCCUAUGGGGAAGCAUUGUGAUUGGUUCACAGAAUCACUUCUGAUAAUGUCAGCCAAGCAGGCACAUCAGGGGCAGAGGCAGCAGCUGAAUACCAGUAAGAUUUUACAAUAUUUAGGGAGGCAGGGGUUUUAGCACUAUAGGGUCAGGAAUGCAUGUUUGAGUUCCUGAACCUAUAGUGUUCCUUUAAUACAAAAACCUUAUAGGCAUAACUAUAUAUGUUACUAAUACACACAUUAAUAUACAUGCACAUAUAUAUGUGUAUUACUGUCAGGAUCACAUCAAUUACGUCUAUCUGUACAUUGUGCUAGCAAAAUGCAUAUAUUGGAAGGAAAAUCUAUUUAAUAAGAGGUCUUUCUCUCACUUAUCAAUUAGCUCUUUGGCAUAAACUGCCGUGCUAAAGAACUGAAUUACAGGGAGAGCAGGAGACACAGGCGAAAAUGCAACAUCCCCCCCCCAAAACACACAAAAACACACUCUUGUGUUUCUUUUAACUCCCUUGUGAAUUUCUUUCCUUUUUUUUGUGUUUCUUAUUCCCUCCUUUGAUUUUUUUUAAAACUCAUUUAGUGUAUCUUGUCUCCAAUUUUUUCCUUUUUGUCUCUUACAGCCACCCUUGUAAAUCUCAGCUGUCAGCACAGGAGUACUGAGGGAGGGGGCAUAGCUAACUACCAUGCUCCCUCGCGGUUCCCAUAAUUCCCAGCAUCUACACAUCAUAGAGUAAUCACUGCUCUAUGAUGUGGUUGGGCUGGGAAUUGCUCAGUCCUCCUGUGCUGACAGCUGUACUGCUGUCAGUAUCAGUGAGUGUGACGCCGGACCGGUAAGGCGGCUGCCUGGCACACUCCCUGAUAUUGACAGCAGUCAUACACCACAUGCGAUGGGUCCGCUGGCCACAAGGUGACCCCCUCAGAGUAUGCCAACAGACCAGCUACCCAGCAGCACCUACAUGCGGCCGGUGGCCACGAUAUUAUUGAAAACGGCCGCUGGGCUCCUUCUCUAUAGGGAGUUAGAGUUGUACAGCCCCCAGGUGCCGCGGCCCACCGGGAAAAUUCCCGGUAUCCCGGUGGGCCAGUCCGGCCCUGACGUUGAACAGUUUAGAUAUUAAUUACAUUGAACUUUGGUGCUACCAUCUGAUGCUCAGCAGUUGAACUCAGGAAGACAUCCUUGGAGUGACUCUGCUGAGAUUUUAAAGGAAUACUCUAAGCAUCAUAACUACUGCAGCUCAAUAUACUGGUAUAUGGUUAUGGUGUCAGGAGUCUGUGGUUGCCAUCCUCCCGUUUUCUGUUAAACCUUUAAGUGGUUUGACAAAAAAACAUGUCUCUCUUACCCCCUCACAUGCUCUUUAUAUAAAACAGAUGUUUUAUUUCAGUAUUACCAUCCAGGCCAUCUAUUGGCUAUCUAACUUGACAGACUGCAUGCUCUGGGCUAUCCUGCCCUGCCUCUCACAGCCUGUUUUUUUUUAAAUAACUCAAAAACAAAAGGAGAGAAAGAGAAAGUCACCCAAUGAUUUCUUGCUUAGUAACCCCUACAAGUAUCUGUAAUAGUUAUGGUGCUUAGGUGCCCAUUUAAGGCUGUAUGCUUACGUUAAACUUUGUACAGUAAAAUGUCAUAUAUAUAUAUAGGAUAAGAAAACUAUAUAGAACACAGACUUAUUCUGUUCUCUAAAACCAAGAGUAUUUUCAUCUUUUUUUUCCUGAAUCAGUAACCGUGUAUGUAGUUUAAAUUGCUGCUCUAUACUUUUAUUUGACGCUGUCUCAUAUAAGUGUCCAUAUCUCACAUUCUUUAAUCUAUUUCCAUAUACAUUCAAAGUACAAUCUCUAAAAUUAGAACCAUACAUUGCACUUUGGAAUAUCUUUUCUCACACAAGGAAUUCUGUGUUACUUUUACAUAUUAAUAUUUUACUAUAGAACUCGUGCAUAUAUUAUUACUCUGUUUGUAAUUCUAUGUUGUUGUUUUUUUUUUUUUUAUCCGUGAGACCAGUGAAGAAAAAACAUUAUGGCUCUAUAAUAUGUAGUAUCUAGAUAACAUAGAUCCUCUGUCUUCACCCUAGCUGCAUUUCCCUUCCCAUUUUUUCCCUUUUGAAAUUGUUAACUUAGAAAAAGGUUCUUAAAACCUACUGUAUCAGCUCAUUUGCUCAAUGUAUCCAGAGUUGCGGUAUUUGACGCUAUAUAAAUAAAUUAUGCAAAUAAACUAUAAUAUAGCCUGUCUAUGAAAGUAAUUCUAUAUUAUGCAUAUCAAUAUAUUUUGAAUUAUCUGCCCUUUAUUUUAACUAGCAGAACACGUCUUCACCUGUAUGGUGAUCAAUGUCGUUCAUGCUAACAGUGCGCGGUGUGGAGACCCCUAAUCUGUUGUCUGGGUGAGUAACUCCCACCAAUCUGGGACAGACACAAACAUGCAUGUUCCAGUGUUGUCCUAGGAGUAAGGACACCUAACACUAAUUAAAUAAAAAUCAUGUAAUGUAUAAUAUACAUAAUGUUUACAUGUUGUUGGAGAAUACUAAGCCAUUAUGUGAUGCUGGUGAUAUAUGUAAAUAAUUAGACCUUUUGGCCCCAUGCGUUCUAAUGACCAGGACCCUCUGAUGCCUUAUUUUACCAUAAACAUCUCAUUGUUAUGUGUCCUCUCUAUAAAAUAAACACACAAUCCGUUCUGCAUUCCUGCACUCAAGGCAAGCAACAGAAUAAUAUAUGGUGAAAUGGCACUCACAAAAUCCUGACUGCAACGUGUGUACAUUUGUGAGGACACAUAUUACAUUAUUACACAGAAAAGUAUAGCCAUCUUUAAAUUGAGAGUAAUGCUUACUGAGAAGGUGAGUUAGUUGGCAUUUUAACAAAAGGCGGAAUGUGGUUUCCGGUUAUCACUAAAGUACUUUAAUUUGAUUUGAUUCAAAGUAUGUAUGAUGUAGACAAGGACUGUGCAUACCUUUUUGUUUGACAUUUGUUUUAUUUAUUUCACUUCAUUUUGCCUAUGAACUGCAUUGUUCCUUCAAUUGCCCUCAGCGUAAUGUUGCUGAACAGGUUCUUUGUGAAGAUAAUUUUAAUUCUAAUUAGUUUAAGGGUGGUGGAGAAUACCUGCAUUCAUUAUAAUGACUGGGCGUAGGAAACAACAAAUAAGACAUUUUGGAUAUCUCGUUGAAGCUCUCAUCUGGGGCAUUAUUUAAAACUAGUCUGCCAGAUGUCUUGACACUCAAUCUAGGCAGGCUGCUGUUGUAGACAAGGCCGAAAAUGUGGAAGAUGUUAAUGGAAGCUAAAAAAAAAAAUACUGGCCAGGCAAAUCACAUACUAGGACAGUCAUGGGUUCCCCAUGACUAACCUAGUCUAUGAUUGGCCUGACCAAGUGGGCAAUGUUUGCAGUUUGAAAAUUGUCCUAAAUUAUGCCAUUGUAUUCUUGUUAAUUCUAUAAAAUGUCUGGUUUAUUGAAAAAACCCUCUGUAUGCAUAACUGUAAUUAUUACAUGUUUGUAUAUAUUUUGAUGUUAAAUAUGUAACCUUGCAAUUGCAUUAUGAAAGCUUUUAAAAAAUAGAAAAAUAUCACAAUGUAUCAUUUUUGGACACUAUUUGACAAAAUAAUACAAAAUAAAAAUAAAAAAUGAAACGCAACAAUGUUACAUAUAAUCUAUAAUUUGUUUUGCUAAAAUUAAAACACAUUUUAGUUCAAAUUCAAUGUUAGUCAUUUUUUUUUAAAUUCUUCUCAUUAUUUUCUUUCAAAGAAAAACAGUUUCACUUUGGUUUGUUCAGUGAGUUGGGGUUUGGAAAUUAGUGUGUGAAUACAUAUAUGUAAAUAUUUGUACAGUUUCUUAUUUACAUUAAAUUAUGUAGAUAAUUUCAAUCAAUUAUGUGCUGGCUCAGCUUUGAAAUAGUUUAAAAAAUAUAUACUUUUCUUAAAGUCACCCAAACAACUUGGUCAAACAAUAGUCCUGAAGUCUCAAUACUCUAAUCUCUCACACAGCCUGCAUAGGGUCAGGAACACAAACAUGUUUUUCUGACCUUAUACUGUUAAAACCACCAUCUAGCCCCCCUUAUCCCCAUAAUUAUAGUAAAACCUUACUUUUAUUCAAGUCUGCUGCUGCUGGCUCUGCCCCUGAUUUGCUUGCAUGACUGACAUAAUCAGAAGUGAUUCUUUGAGCCAAUCACAAUGCUUUCCCAUAGGAUUGGCUGAGACUGUUAGGGGCAGAGCCAGCACAAGCCAAACACAGCCCUGACCAAUCAGCAUCUCCUCAUAGAGAUGCAUUAAAUCAAUGCAUCUCUGUGAGGAAAGUUCAGUGUCUCCAUGCAGAGGGUGGAGACACUGUGCAGCACUGCCCCAUGACGCACCUCUAGUAGCCAUCUGAGAAGUGGCCAGUGGAGGUAUCCCUAGGCUGUAAUGUAAACACUGCCUAUUCUCUGAAAAAACAGUGUUUACUGCAAAAAGCCUGAAGGGAAUGAUUAUACUCACCAGAACAAAUACAAUAAGCUGUAGUUGUUCUGGUGACUAUAGUGUCCCUUUAACUUACUUUAAAAGUUAUCUCCUGCUCUGUAAAUUGACCUUUACACACAAGAGGCUCCUGCAGAGUCUAGAAGGCUAUUAUCAGACCAGUAGAUUCUAAAUUAAACAUACUGUGCAAUAAAAUAAGUAUUAAACAUUCGAUCUCUCCUUACAGGAACUCUUUUGGAAGGUUGUGCAAUUCCACAAAAAAUACACCAAAACUGCCUAAAUAAGCUAUUGUUGGUUUGAUGCCUAUAGCAUCCCUCUAAGUGAAUGUUGACAUUUGGAAAAAGUGUGCAUCAUUUUUUUGUUUUUUGUUUAUUCCUUGAGGUUGAAUGGAGAGUAGUGAGCGUUUGAGUGUGGGGCUUGUUAUACUGAUUUUAUAUUGUAAGAAUGGCUUGCUUUCUUUGAGUUGCAAUCUUCUUUUAUAUGUAAUGGAAGCAAAUUAAAUGUGAUCACUUUGUCACCUUGACUGACAUACUCAGAUUUGAUGAUCUCAACCAAUCCAAUGCAUUCCCACUGGAAAAGCUUUUGAUUGGCUGAGAUUGUCAAGGAGAUGAGGCAGGGGUAGUGUCAAACCCGGCCUGGCCAAUCAGCAUCUCCUCAUAGAAAUGCAUUCAAUCAGUGCAUCUCUAUGGGCAAAGUUCAGCAUCUCCAUGCUCUGAACGUAGAGGUGCUGCACACUGUGCAGCACUAUUCCAGGAAGCACCUUUUGUAGCCAUCUGAGGAGUGGCCUCUAGAGGUGUUCCUAGACUGUAAUAUAAACACUGCCUUUUCUCUGAAAAGACCAUGUCUUCUGCAAAAAGCCACCAGUAAAAUAUACAAUAUGCUGUAGUUGUUCUGGUGACUAUAGUGUCCCUUUAAAUAAAUCUCAGGUUCACCAAAUAAAUCUGGUCAGGGAAGAAAACAAAGUUUAUACAUAGGGAUCUGAAAUGCAAUCCCAAUGUUUUUCCCUCAUCUAACAGGGUUGCAGCAAUCAAUUAUGGACCAAAAUCAUGCCACUAUAGACUAAGGUCAUCACAAUGCAUACUGCAUUGAUCAUAUGCCCUGUAUUUGGUAGUACUAUACUGUUAAAAAUAGACUUCAGUGGGCAGAGGGGUUGACUUUCCCUAAAAGACCCAGACUGAUGUUUAUAUGCCACUUAUUACAAUUCUACAAAAGUUUUAUGAUUUUGUACUUUAUUUUUAAGUCUCUAUUUACUAAAUAAUGAAUUAUAGUUAAUUCAAAUCUAUAUUCCAGAAUGUAGGCCAAAGUAGCUGAGCUGCAAAAAAAAUGGACACUUUAACUAUGUCACAGUUUGGCUAUCUAAGCCUCAAUCACUGUUAAGUGAAUAAACCCUUCCCCUUAUAGUUUCAAACACUGACCGACUGUUGUCUAAAUUUUGUCUUCGCAGAUACGAGUAAGUGAAUGCCACGCUAAGGCUCCAGUAAGAUGGAGGAAAUCCCUUCACUCUUGUGGGGAUUGGAUCCAGUGUUUUUGGCAUUUGCAAAACUCUAUAUAAAAGACAUUCUGGAAUUAAAGGAGUCAUAUCAGGUUCCAGGUAAGUGUUUAAAUUAUUUAUGGGAAGUUAGUCUAUUUAACUAGCUUGUUUAUGGCUGUUACAGAGCUGGCAGAGGGACCCUCACUUUUAUACAAUCAUCUUUGGAACAUUUGUUCAUUUAAACCAGCUCUCUGCUUUUUAUUAAAUUUGGAUUUGGAUCAUUCAGAAUCCAUUAUCAUUCAGCCACUGGAUUGUAAUUUACCACAAUAUUAAUAAUAUCAUUGCACUUAACCAAGAAAUGUACAAUCAGCUUCUCACUAAGUGUUCUGGGUUCUAGAUAUUUUGCCCAACUAAACAGUGACCUCAGAAUUCUGCAAGCCUAGUUACCCUUGCUUUGAAUCAGACUUGUAAUCUGAGAUACUGCAGCUGAAGACCAAUUUUCUUUAGAGUGACACUUAACUGUUAGAAAUCACAGUUUGUACAAUGCUCAAACAUUGUUUAUUGGAUGUCCUCAUUAAACGGUGUUAUGUCUUUUACUUGCUGAUGAUGAUAGGUUUGCAAGCAGUCCUCCGUUUGUAAGUCUUAUAACAUUUGGGCUAAAUAGUGUAUUCCCACAUUUCUUGCUACUGCAUUCAAUGUUCCACAGUAAAACACAUUAAUCAUUCCAUUUAGUGCACAGGUCUGGGUAGUAUAUGCUCUGUUUGCAUACAGUUAUUGGCAGGGAGUCACACAUUUUAAAUUAUUAGGCUUGGUAAAUUAUAGAAAUUACUAACACACUCAACCAAUAGUUUAAAACUCAUAAAUUGAACGUCUCAUUACACAGUGACACUUUAUUAAACAGAACAAUAUUAUAUAUACAUUGUGUAGGAAAUCCCAUACACCUAUCAAACAAUAAAAAUAAUCCUGUAUACUUAUGGCUGGAGUUCCCACCUCAAUUACAAUUCAGAGACACGGCCCUAAUAUCUCAUAUAGCACUGGCAGGCAGAUCACUCAAAGUCAGAGAUGUGUCCAACAGAAAAUUUUUACGAACGUAUAUCAUUAACUACCCCGAACCAACGGAGCAAAAUUGCCAGCAUUUGGGGAAAAUGGAGUAACCAACAUCCCACACCCUCCGGGUCAUAAGCGUAGACACGAAUACCUAGAUAAUACAUAGCUUACACCCACUACUAAAGGAGACAACAUUGUUAGAAUCCUGGUUAGUCACUUCACUCUUCACUGUUACUUACUUUAUCUAUGAUUUUGUUUCUACUUAUGUUUGUAUCGUACUGAUGCUUAAAAAAUAAAUAAAAAAUGUUUACUUCAACUGAAUCGCGGUUUCAUUAUCAUGCAUGCCACAUGUCAUACAUCACCUAUAUUACUCCUCAUGUUAUAUGGGUACAUUGGAGUGGGCUGAACUCCUGAGAUAGAGGGGGUAGGUGUCAUGUAAUGUCAGCCAACUGUAAGAACUCAAUACAGGAUAACCAUGUCCAAUCACUGCUGCUUCUAACAUGUAUUUAUCAGCUGUUGUCAGAACCGUUCAUUUUUACAGUUAUGAUAACUCACUGCAAUUAGUUGUGCAUGCUGUGGAUGUUACUGUGACAAUUUCUGUUUGUCAAUAACUGAAUUUAAAUAAAUUAAAAAAAAAGAAUCCUGUGUUAAAUAGACUAACACUGAUGAAAUCUGCACUUAUACACAAAGUAUAAACAGAGGGAUUAAAAAUAAAAGAAGCAAAAAAAAAAAUAGAAGAUGCAGUAUAUGUUAAAUUUAUUAAAAAAAAUUCUAUUUGUCUUUUCUUUUCUACUAAUUCUUUCUGUAUGAAUUUCAUAAACAAAGCUUUCCUAUGGGCUAGUCUGUUGUUAAAGAUUUGAUUUUAUAUUCAUGUUCCUCUAGAAUGGAGGCAUAAACCAUUUACCCACCAUUUGGUUCACAGCUCAAGCUUUCAAAAUGAUUCAAAUCUGUAAGAAAAACUUAUCUACAGAAGUCAACGUUAAAGUCUGUGAAAUAGUUUGUAAAUAAAUAGUGUGCUUUGAUUUUCUAACAGACUUGAAUCAUUUGGAAAGCAUAUUAAAUUGAGGCCCAAGUAAAAAGAAGUAGCCAAUAGAGGUGAACAAAGAGGAGCAGAUGAUUUAAAUAUAGAUUUAUUUAAUUUUUUACUGCUCCUUUUUUUCCCCUUUGGUGGUUACUUCUCGAUUGAUCUGUGAAUAAAAUCAACACUUUGAGGAUGUCAUCUAACCGUCAAUCAGCUUUUUUUCCCCAUUAAUCAUCUCUCUUUUUUGGCACCACAAGCGGAACUCUGAAUCACAAAUCAAAUGAAACGACUGGUCCAUUGCUGGUUUAAUUUGUUUUGCGAUUCGCCGAUUAGGAGUUACAGAAUUGGGACAACUUGCAAAUCUCCCAAAAUUUAGAUGAAUUGCAAUUAGUUUUAAAAAAAAAUUCACAACUGUAGUACUUACUAUCUGUAUGUCUGACUAUAGUGUCUCUUUAAUUCUAAAUAUAGUAAUUUUUACUUUAACAGGUAUCUUUUUCUACAAAGAACACCCUAUAAAGCAGGUGGAUAUCCUGGGAACAAUAGUCAGCGUGCGAGAGAAGGAUAACUUUUACAGCUAUGGCGGUACGGAAAUAUUCUUUUGGGGGGUUUAAAAGUACUUCAGUGUGAGUGAAGUGUCUCUUCUUAAUAUACAUUUUAAUUUAUAUUUGUUUGCAAUGUAUUGUGACCAGUGAAUUGUAGUGAGAUGGUAACGUUUAUAUUGAAAUUGGAGAAAAAGCAAAAUAACUGAACUUUUUUCGUGUUUGAUACUGUAGUCUAAACUUCGCAUUUUCCUUUGUAAGUUUGCGGCAGUUUAGUGUUAGUAAAUAAGACCAUAAGUCACUCUUGACACUUUUUUUAUUCCUUUUACACCAUGGUAGAUGAUAUUUGUUUAUACUUAACUUUUUUAGCAUCAGCCUUCCUAAGCAAAUCAGAACUAUUUUGCAUAAAAUGACAAUUUUGCAUCUGCUUAUACACAUAACCACUAGGUUGAAAGUCAAGGGUCUGUUGUUAAAGGAACACUAUAGUCACCCAGAGCACUUUAGCUCAGUGAAGUGGUCUGGGUGCCAGGUCGCUCAGGUUUUACCCUUCAGAUGCAAACAUAGAAGUUUCAGAGAAACUGUUAUGUUUACAUUUGGGGUUAAGCCAGCCUCUAGUGGCUGUCUUACGGACAGCCACUAGAGGCGCAUCUGCCACGCUGGAGGCAUAAUAUGCCUCUAUCGUGCAGAGCGUCCAUAGGAAAGCAUGCACAUUCGGCUCCGCUGACGUCGGCAGGGGAGGAGAGGUCACCAGCGCCGAGGGAGCCCAGCUCUGGAAUAAUGUAAGCUGCUGAAGCGGUUUGAACCUUCAGCGCCAAGGGAGGGGGACCCUGAGGGUGGGGGCACUAUAGUGUCAGGAAAACCACUUUGUUUUCCUGACACUAUAGUGAUCCUUUAACCUAACAAAAGUCAUUAUUAUUAUUUAACAUGUGUCAUUUAUUAUUAUUCACAAAAUACAAUGUUACACAGUGCUAUGAGUCAUACACACAUGCAAUGUAUGUAUUAACAAUCAGUGCAGUGGCUUUUUGAUGGACAGCAGAUGUUUGGAAUUUAUGGGGGGACCUCAGACUGAUGGCAAAUUUCAGAUUUUAGAUAAGGUUAUUGACAUUUGCAGAGUUCUGUAGUAGAAAGCUGUCAGACUCUCUUCUCCUUUGUGUAGUGAGGAAUAGAAAGCAAAAUUCUGGACAUGAAGCAAAGGAUAUGGGCAGAGCCGAUCAGGGCCGGUGCAAGGAUUUUUACCGCCCUAGGCAAAAAAAAUUUUGCCGCCCCCCCAUAUGUCCUGCCCACCAUGUGACAUCACAAUGCCCCGCCCGUAUGCUCUGCCAUAUGGGCCAACGCCAGUCUUCACAAAGUGUCUUUUAUCUGAAAAGACAGUGUGUUUACAUUAAAAAGCCUACAGGCACAGGCUAUAGACACCAGAAACACUACAUUAUGCUGUAGUGCUUCUGGUGACUGUAGUAUCCAUUUAAUGUGAGGUAAAUUAGAGAUUAGUGCCACUAAUAAUAUAUUGGAUUGCCUACUUACCACCAGAUAAGGACGAGAGCCUGAUGAUGGGCUCAGUCUGGCUCCACUGGUCUGGUGUAGAAGAGGCUCUCUGGAGACUGUUUGUAACAGUGCUCACAACAAUUAACGAACAGGAAGCAGCUCCAUUUUUUUAGGGCCCCUUACAUAGCUCAAGGUCUGGGCCCCCGGGGCUUGACCGGGAGUAUGCCUACAAUGCCCACCCAUAAAUCCAGCUACAUGGCCCACCCAUGAGUUCUCUCACAGGAAGUGGAGUGUAUGUGUGCAGGGGAUGUUUUAUGUGUUAUUGUAGAGGAUGCAAUGUGUGUGUGUUCUUAUAGAAUGUAGUGUAUAGGGAUACCAAUUUCUUUAAGGGAUGUAGUGUGUUUAUAGGGGAUGCAGUGUGUGUUUGCGUGUAAGGAAUGCAUUGUAUGUUUCUGGGUGUGUGUGUGCAAGGUGUGUUUCUGUGUAUUUAAAUGAAUGCAGUGUGUGUCUGUAAGGGGUGCAUUGAUUGCGUAAGAGGUGCAUUUUGUUUCUGUGUGUAAGAGAAUGAGUGUGUGAACGUAAGGGAUGCAUUGUGUGUUUCGGGUGUGUGUGUGGGGGGGGGAUGCAUUGUGUAUGUGUGUAGUGUAAAAGAGAGGGUUUGUGGGGUAGGAUAGGGACUGAAAGGGGAGCAGCUUUUUCAUAGUGCUCUCCCCUCCUGUCAAUUAUUGAUUUCCCCUUCCCUCCUGUCCCUCCGUGUUCUCCCCUUCUGUCCCUUAGUGCUCUCCCUUGGCCCCCUGUAAUCCCCCCUUGGUGGUCUUCUCACUCCCCCCUCUCCCCCUUAGUGGUCCUCCCUCUCCCAAACCCCUUAGUAGACAUUCCCCUCCUCCCCCACCCCCUUAGUGGUAAUCUCCUCCCCUCAGUGGUCAUUAUCCUCUUUCUCCCCCCCCCUUAGUGGUCCUUACCCUCCUCCCCUCUCCUUAGUGGUCCUCCCUACUUACCCCCCUUUCCCCCCUUAGGUCCUCCCUCUCCCAAACCCCUUAGUGGACCUCCUCCCUCAGUGGCCCUUACCUCCCCUCCCUCAGUGGUCCUUACUCCCCACCCCUCCCUCCCCCUGUGUUCCUUCACCACCCUCCCCUGUGUUCCUUCACCCUCUUCCUCAGUGGUCCUUACUCCCUCCUUCCUCCCCCAGUGGUUCUUACUCCCCAGUGGUCCUACUCCCCUCCUGUGGUCCUUUCCCCCUCUCCUCCCACAGUGGUCCUACCCCCAUCCCUCCUCCCCAGUGGUCCCCCACCCUCCCAUCCUCCUCUCCUCCCCAGUGGUCCUUACUCCCUGUGGUCCUUACCCCCCCACUCCCCUGGUGGUCUUUACCCUGUGUGAUCUGUGGUGAUGCCGGGAGCCGAAACAUGAUGUUAUUCCAGCCCUGCAUCACUAUACAGCACAAGGGAGGAGAGAAGAGCAGGAAGAGCAUCAAAGCCACUGGACCCCAGGGAGAGGACCAUGGGGGGGAGCAGCUGGAAUGAGCAGUCAAUUAAUUUUUAAGAUAUUGCUACUGGGAUUAACCUUAAAGGGGAACUGUGAUUUAUCUGGAAUGUAUACAAUUGAAUAUAACAUUGAAAAUCACUAAUAACUUGUGUUAAAGGACUAAUAUUUUUUCAUCUCACUAUAUAAUAGAUAUACCCCAAUGAAUACAUGCAUGUAUUCAUUGGGGGUAUAUCUUCCUAUGAAAUGCAGCUUUUGCAAACCCAACCUUUUUUUCCCUGGAAGAGACUUUCAAUGUCUUCAUUGGGAAAUAGCUUAUCAGAGGUAACUAAGACGCUUCUUAGGGUAUCCUUCGUGGUUGCGCACGCAAGUCUACUUGUGCUCACGUCUGCUCCUGCACAUGCGCGCUCACUGUGCACAGCGUUCAGAAAGAACACUGCUCUGAUCUGAGGUCUAAGAGGAGGAAUGUGUGGGAGGCAGGGGGAGCUAAUGAAAACUGAAAGAAAGACAGCCAGUGGGUGUUCCAUUAGUUAUGAAUAAAAGUGCAGAUUUCUCAUAGAAACCGUCACUUUUAUAAAGUUCCUUUUAAAUGGGAUCCUCCACCCCUAUAGCAAGCUGAAGUGCUUUAUAGGUGCGCAAUGGUCCUUUAACCUUUUUUUCAUGAGAUCCUCCAUUUUCUUUUACAUUUCUCUGAGAGAUUUGACAAAUGACUCUGUAAUCUAGUACAAACAAGGCAAGGCAAACGUAGCAAAUGAAUUUGAGAAAAAGAAACAUUGUUUCAUUUCUCUGCUUUUCUGCUUUGGUGAUGCUGUAUCUGUGCUGACUGCCAGGUGGAAAGGACUGCGCUUGUAACAAUGACUGACAGGGAGCUACGAUGACGGCACCAAGUUGCAGAAUAACAAGGUGUGGAUCUCUACAUUUCAUUAUAUUUUCCACACCUCAUUGAUCCACGUUUGAUAAAUAUAAGGAUAAGUAAACACAAUAUCACUAAACCUGAAAGAUGACAGCUCCCCUUCAAACAAAGCAACAAUAAUGAGUUUGCAUUGUUGCAUGGUUCUUAAUGUUUUUAACCCCGAUAAUGUCUUUCUAUAUAUUAUCUGCUGGAUGCAGUUAAUAUUAUGUGAGUGCUGUCAGGUUGAUGAAGCUUACACUGCCUGCCUCUAAUCCACUCAUUGGAUCAGACUGAUAAACUGGAUUAGCAUGUUUCAUCUUUUACAUUCUACCAUGGCUCCAUCCGUGCCUGUUUCGUAACAUCUCACUGCCAUUGUUUGGGCUCUUACUUCACCCUCCUAAUAUAUUUAGGCUCGCUGCCAAGCUGCCCUACCCUUCCUUUUCCUCCUCAUCUAUUUAUUUGACGCCAAGUAAUGGCAAUGCUUCCUGUUCAGCCUUGUCUUUUCUUUCGCUGUGAGUGAAGUAUAGGCUGCACAAAUUAAAGGGACAUGUAGUCACCAGAACCACUACAGCUUAAAGGGACACUAUAGGCACUUCAGCUCAUUGAAGUGGUCUGGGUGCAGUGUCGCAGGCCCUUUUACCCUGUAAUUGUAAUUAUUGCAGUUUUUGAUAAACUGCAAUAAUUACGUUGCAGGCUUAACUCCACCUCUAGUGGCUGUCUACCAAACACUAUAGUUUCUCUUUAAUAUAGCGGGUCUGAUGUCUAUAGCCUAUCCCAGCAGUCUCAGCACUGUAAACACUGCCUUUUCAGAGACACUCAGACAGUUACUAGAGGUGCUUCCUGGGUCAGUGCAGCACCUACAUUCAGCAUCAUUGAUUCAAGGCACAAGAGCCUCCCAAUGCUUUCCUAUGGGAAAGCAUUGGAUUGGCUGAGAUAAUCAAGUUUGAUGAUCUCAGCUAUGGAUGCGGUGCCAGCCUUGGCGAGACUGGCGUGACAUAGAAGAAAAUGUGAGAAAAAUCGUUACUGCUCAAUUAGGGGGCUGGUCACCUAAGCAAUCACUUCAGCACUAUAGUGUCAGGAAUACAUGUUCCUUUAAUGCAUCACUUAUAAUUCUGACUUUUUAUAUACAGUAGGAAUAUCCCUCACUCCAGCAUCUUCAGCUCAAUAUCAAGUCAAUUUUCCAUAUCUCCCUACAGUUUCGGGUUUGAUGAGGCAGUCACAAAUUCAGGGUUCUAGCUCUCUGUCCCAGGUUUGCUCUCUGGUGUGCCACGGAACACACUGUUAGUGCAUGAUAAGAUAUACUCAAGGUGGGAAUAGGGCUAGCCAGCUCAGCAAGCAUUCAGACAUCCCUGUUAUUUUUAGACUUUGAGCAUCGCGCUUUGGAUGACACCAGUGACUAAAGCAAUGUCACUUGCUUGCCCCCUAUGGGACCGCCCCCCCUCCCCGUGUACAGGUUGUAUCUUCCUAAUGGCUGAAUUAUGGUUUUCACAAGAUGAAACUUGGUGAAAUAGUGAUUUUUAAAGAUCUUUCUUUCAUUGACUAUUAUUUAUAAACUCUGUGUACGGUGUCUUUACAGCAGUGAUGUCUAACCUUGGAAAUUUACCACACAAAAAUGUACAGUACCCCAGUUCAUUCUGAUUGCUCUUAGUACUCACAUUUUCGUUUCAUUACAGGGAAAGGAUCCUGUAGCUAAUGAAAACGGAUUUGCUUGAUUCAGGGAGUCUGUCGAUUCCUGUACAAUAGAAAUGUUUUCGAAAGAGUAAGGUGCUAACAUCGUCAAAAGGAAGCAAACCCAGUAAAUAUAUAGAGAAGUGCCCUUAAAAGGCUACUCCAAACAAAUAAACUGUGUUUUAAUACAAAAAUCCUUCCUAUCCUUCCACCCCCAAACUUAAAAAUAAGCAAAUUAAAGGUAAAACCUUUGCUUAAGUGCUGGGGCCAUGUUCUUCUGACAAUCUGAUGCCUCUCCAGUGAUGUAGUCGGAGGAUAUGGACAGCACAGAGGGGUGCUGCCGCCAUUGGACGCUUGUCGCUAGCAUGUUGUACGUGUUUACAUCAGAUGUUCAAUACACACAGAAAUUACUCUUGUUCUGGGCUGGCAAAGGACACUACAAUAAUGCUGCCAGACGUGGAGUUACAAUUCUGGCAGAUAUCAAGUUAAACUCUAUAUGGGCAACUUUUCAUAGCCAACCACUGCACAUGCAGACUUCAGGCACCAUGACCACUUCAGAUCAGUGAAGAUUGGAGUGAACCCUUAAAUUUAUCAAAAUAUGGGAAACAAUGUGGACUGUCCUUUUUUUCUGUUUAUUUUUACACUUUUUACACUCCUUCAUCCUUCUCCACACUUAUUUAAAAGUUGUUAUUCCUAAUUAUCAAUAAUAUUAUGUAAUUCUGUGUUGUGUCUGCUCACUAUACAGCGCUACGGAACAUAUUGAGAUUUUAUAAAUAAAUGUUUUAAAUCAUAUUGUUUUCCAAGUCAAAAAUCUGAAUAUAAACACAAAGUAAAUAUGCAAGUCUUAUGAUGUUUAUGGAAUUCAUUUUGUGCGUUUCUGUCUGUGACUCUUGCAGUGGACGAUAGUACUGGCGUGAUCAGCUGCACCUGUUGGAAAAGCACGGUACCAACGUCCGAACCCAGAUCAGGUUAGACAUUGAAUAACAGAAUUAGAGUUGGUCUCUUUAUUAAUGAUCUUGCAUUAAAAAGAAUGUGGUUAUUUGUUAUUUUCUAACACUUCUUAUAUAGCCUUCUUAUCCAAAGCAUUUUACAUUGUAUGCAAAAAAGUAAUAUUUUUCAAACAGAGGAUAUAUAAUUAGACACAAAAGGAGAAGAGAAUCCGUCCACCUGGGCUUUAACUUCCUGCAAGAUAAUGUACAAGAAGGCAUAUGAGCUACAAUCUAGGGACAAUAUAGUCCUGGACAUAUUUGCAUAGAAGUAAAGAAGUUUGUAUUAAUUUAUUUUGCAUGGUUCUAUUUAAAAAUUAAUGUAAUUGGUUAUGAAAUCUGGGGUGGACUGCCUUCUAGUGGUGGACUUAUAUGCACCAUGCUUGGUGAAGUCUGAUUAAUAUAAUCAUAAAUAUAUUUUAUAGCUGUUUUAUUGCUUAAUACUGAUUUUGAAACAAUAUAUUGGUUCUGAAUAUUGUUAGCUACUUAUAGACAUUUGUGGCCACCAAUUCCUAGCUUCUUAAAUGUCCAGUGGCUGCUUUUAUCAGACUUAAGUCACAUCACGUGUUAUUACACAUGACAGUCUCUAGCUCUACGGAUUAAUAACAUAAUUUUAAGAAUUUAACAAACCUGUCUACCAACUGCACAACAUGCGAUUUCUUGUGAGAAGUAUUUAGAUACCCCUGUCAGUCUCCAAUGAUUCGUAACGAAUCAAAUAAUUUUUACCACCCUUGUUGUAUUGUAUUUCCCGUUCUUGCACAUUCCGAUACUGUAAACAGCAUGUGUUAGAACAAAUUCUGGCGUAUCUAUAAAUAUUUAACUAGGGUGAACAAUGGGUUCUCUUGUAAAUUACCUUGCGUUAUUCUGCAUGGGCUGUGAAUUAAUUUGUAGCCUCAUUGAAAGCAUUUUAUGCGCAUAUUUUAUAGGAAACAUAUGUUCUUAACAUUGCUGCAGAAACAAUAUUUUUGUGACUAAUCAAAUGAACAGAUGUUUAAGGAGGGAAAUGAGGGGCCAGUGUGGGUGGGUGAAGGGGUAAGUAUACAUUUGAUGAGUAUUCUUUUAACACACUUUCAUAAUAUAUUCUUUGCUUUCUCUGUUAAUCUUUGAUAAGACAAUGAUAAACUACAACACAGAGGUCUGGACUAUAUUCUAGAGUUCUACGUAUGCCAAAGCAUAGGUUUUGGAUCCCUUGCAAAAUAACCAAUAUGUUGUUAAAAUUACACAUGCCCAUUGUUGAAAUUACACAUCCCUAGGCUUACAAGCACCCUAUAUAAAAUCAUGGUCGCACCAAAAUUGUUUUUGCACGCUACAGAAGUUUUGAUUUGUCCAUUAUUAUAACGCAGGUAUAUUCAGUAUGGUAACAUUAUAUAUUGGCAAAUUGCUUGCGUAUGUAGACCCAGGAGUACCCCAUGCACCCUUACAGUUUGCAUCCCCUUUAUCCAGAGGGGAAACCAGAAUUCUGCUUGUUGCAAUUACAGUCAGCCAGGAGACAGAUACUUUGCCUGUGUCCUCGGAGGUAGUUUUAUAUAAAGCUCGAAAUAGUAAUCAGAGUAUUGGAGCUUUCAAGAAAGUAGCAAAUGUCCAGUUAGGCAGAGCAAACAGUAGACAGAGGAGAGAGACAAUAUGGUCCAGGCCCAGAGUUCUGGACUGCCAAUGCCAUGUGCGCUGUGGGUGCAAUUAGCACCUAGUACAGAAUUAACAAUAAGUCAAUAUCUGCAGUAUUUGAAGCUGAAACAUUGUACAUGCGUACUCCUACCACCAUAACCACUUCAAAUCACGGAAGUGGUCACGGUGGAUGGAGUAACCCUCUAAGUAUUUUAGGCACUCCAAAAUCUAGGUGUGUCUUUUCAGCUAUAUAUUAGCUAGUGUUGUCACUAAUACAUUGUAUAGUUUACAUUUAACAUUCUAACAACACUUGAUCUUUUAAUUUACACAUAAAUCCAGCAUUCCUUUUUGUGCAACAGAAUUUGUUUUUUUCAGGACCAUUACCUUAGUUAUGUUGUUUAUUAUUAAAUCCUACCUAUGCGUGCACUUUUCGUUGGGUAUAUUGUAGGGCCAGAUCUUAACACCAAAGACUGUGAGGCAGGCACAGUUACUCCCUAAAUUCUAAAUGUUUGCAAAUGAAAGUCAGAAUUGUGACAUUGUGGCUAAAACAACUGUGACUCUAGCUUACAUGGAGAAUUUUUCCAAAUCUCCUAUUUUGGGGCUUCAUUAUACCAAUUAGUCAACCCCGAUGUGACCAAAAUGGAAGCUUGUGACAGGUGGUCUUCUCCAGUGGAGAGACAGUGUCAGUUCUUUGUUUCUAAAUAAAAAUGAACAAACUAUAUUUAAGAAAGAAGAAAAAGUCUCAUCACACAGAUUUUUGGGGAUUCUCUAAAAGUCCUCAUUGGUUCAUCGCAUGCAUAGACCUCAAAUGCCAAUAGGUUUCCUUAAAUCUGCUGUUUUACUUUUUCUCAUUCUUUAGUGGUGACAUAAUGAGGUCACAUUGAGCCCUUCUUUUUAUCCUAGUUUAUCCAAGCACAGAAAAACUGAUGAAAUGUACAGUAACUUAAUACUCCUUAAUGUUCAGUCAUUUCCAUUCAGGCGGAUAUAGAUUUUCCGCAUUGGCACUUGAAAGUAAAAUAUCCUUAGAAAAAGGUUAACACUGGCAUUUGCUUUUAUUUUUGAUGAGAACCCCAACUGUUUUAAAGAAUUGUUUUAAAAAAAUAGUUAUUAUAAAGUUCGAACUACUGUUUUUUUAAAAUAUUUCGUUAUAAAGCCAGGUUGGAAUCAUGUCAUCGGGUCGAGCACAUCUGUAAUACAUCUUCCGCAUUCUGCAGAGGGAAAACUACCUUUUGAUCCUAUUUAAUUGUUUUCAGAGGUUAGGGUUCACCAAAGCACAUCUGGCGCUAAGGGAUUAGAUGAUCUGAUGCAAGAGCUAUACAGAGAGGAGGAGCAGAAAGCCAGGAUGGAACUAGGUGAUGUCAUCAGAGUUCGAGGUUACAUUAAAGUGUUCCGGGGCCAGCGAGAAAUUGUGGCGUCAAUGUUUUGUAAGUGAACAUGUUUUAUCCUUUAUAUUAACCUUUGCAAAUGCAUACUUUUAUUUUAAUGUUUCUUCAGACAACGUAAUAGUUUUGCCGACAGUAAUUAUUAAUGAGCAGGGUCUUCCGUGGGUUACUGUGCAACGAGAUCCCCAGUCUCCCACCAUUUCAUAUUUUUUAAUUGCAUCACUUUGCAACAAUCACUUCAUGUUUAUGCCUUGUCAGCCUGUCCAAGUAUUUAAACGGUACAUGAGCUGUGCAACAGUUUGAUCCAAAUCCACCUUUCCAACAGGUGCAAAGCAGUUACAUACAUCCCAUUUGAUGAAUGUCACUGCUGGCAUGUGCUGAACUACAUAUUGUCUUAGAGGUUAAGAAUAAGGAAAAUAUUCAGCUCCCACUGUAGACAUUAGGACAACUAGGAAUAUCUAACAGGUGUCAACCUUUUUCUUUAUAUUUAAGAGCUGACUGUAGACAGCUGCCAAUCUUGGGGAUUUGCUGGAAACACAAGACCUUUAAGGGUGACUUUUUAUUGAUUUAUUUAUUAUUGUAACUAUUAAAUGGGGGUCUACUGUUCUCCUGCAAUCUGACUAGCUGAUUUUUCUCCAUAGAAUGCAUUUUUGGAGCCUUUGUGAACAAUCUCCUGUUAAAACUACAAAAUAUUGCCUUGUGUUCAAACCCAGCACCCCAAGCUAGAAUUUACUGUUUUAUAUCUCUAUUAUGUAUGAGUAAGUAUGUCUGAUUUAUUGCUCUUGGUUUUCUUUUUCUAGAUAAAGUGGAUGAUCCAAUGCUUCAUGUGCAGAUUGCAAGAAUGUUCGAUGUUCUAUAUCUUUAUAGAAAUGUCUACGACAAGCCUUUUAAAAUCCCGGAGCACAUGAAAGAUCCAUCACAGGAAGCAAAGUGUGUUCAUAAUUUCUUCAAAGUCAUUCCUUUAAUGGCUAUUGUUUUUUUAUUAUGAAUAUUAUGUUAAUAUGAUCAUGCUAUCAUUGUGGCUAUCCCACCGACAUAAUAGAAUAUGUAACAUUUUUGUUUGUAUUUGCAUUAAGGAAAUAUACCAUUUUCCUAUUUAAAAGGAUGAUUCCAUAUUUUUUAAAUAUAUUUUUUGUUUGCUUUAGUGAGACUAUUCUAUAGAUUAAAACCAAAUUAACAUAUUCUUUAUAUAUAUAUUCUUUAUAUCCGGACUAGUACAGAUUUAUUGGAACAGUUUAGGAAUUUUUUUAAUUUUCUUUUGAUUUAGUCUCUGCUUGCCCAUUCUUACUGCGGGAGCACUUAUCUGCAUUACAUGUGGAGAACACACCCACACAUACUUCUCACAUACUCCUAAGUCCAUGUUUAGGAAGGUCAGUGCCUAUUUUGGUCCUAAAUCCACCUGCCACUCUUUCUCUUAUGUCCUUUUUUAGGAGCUCCAAGCUUUGGUGUGUCGGUGUGUAUAACUAUAGCGAUAGCUGUUCACAGCAAUACACUCACCAUAAUCUGUUUUUAAGCCACAAUAAAUGUGUUUAGAAAUCAGUCUGUGUUAAGCUACUUGAGACCUGUUCUGAACUACAUUUUCAGUUCCAUAAAUGGGUAUCAGUAGAUCAUGAAGAUACGUUAGAUGUCCCAAGAAAGUCCCACCGCUGUCCAUAAGUCUGCCUUAAUCUCUAACAUUUAAUGUUGUUGUUCUUCUCAGAUGUUAAAAGUUGAAGUCCACAGCCAUCACAAUGCAGGGUGAAGGUAGAGGUAUUUUUAUGAAGAUCAAAGGACAAAGAAAUGCAACGUUUUAGCUUUUUGGCCAUAAUCGUGUAUGAUGAAGGCUGAAACGUUGUAUCUUUUUGCCUUUUGAUCUUCAGUAAAAUACCUUUACCUUCACCCUACUUUGUGACUCCUCUGGACUUCAACUUUUAUACUAUUCCUGGUGUGGAUGGCGGACCACCCUCCACAGGGCUCUAAAGUGCUUUUAACUUGUGUGCAGUACUCAUUGGACUUUUUAUAUAAUAAUGGAUUGUAGACAUACGUUCUAUGUCUCAAAAGUACACUAUAAUCACCAGAACAACUUGAGAGGAAAAUGCAGUGUUUACCUUAUAGCCUAGGAAUACCUUCACUGGCUACUCCUCAGAUGACUACUAGAGGUGCUUCCUGGGGCACGACUGCCAUUCAGUGUCUCCACCCUCUGCAUGCAGACACUGAACUUUCCUCAUAGAGAUGCAUUGAUUCAAUUCAUAACUAUGAGGAAAUGCUGAUUGACCAGGGCUGUGUUUGGCUUAUGUCCUUGACAGUAUCAGCCAAUCCUAUGGGAAAGCAUUGUGAUUGGCUCAGAGAACCACUUCUGAUGAUGUCAGCCAAGCAGUCAGAUCAGUAGCAGAGGCAGCAACAGCAGACUUAAAUACAAGUAAGAUUUUACUAUAUUUAGGGAGGCAGGGUGAUAGAUGGUGGUUUUGACACUAUAGGGUCAGGAAUACAUGUUUGUGUCCCUGAACCUAUAGUGCUCCUUUACAAUUCCAAAAAGAAAUGAAAAUGUUGUUCGUUUUGUGACUGGCAGUAAUAGUUUAUAUUUUAAAGAUUGCUUUAUUUCUUUUUUUUAGUGACCACAAGUUUGUUACCCUAUCCAGUCUCAUCUCCCUGCUCAGUGAAAAAAUCAAAGUCUUUCUAGUGGAGAACAAAAUCCAGAAUUUCUACCAGAGGGAAUUAGAAGGUGUUAGUUCCUUACUUGCUAUAGCAAAGACUCCAAUAGCUGAGGUUGGUUAAUUUUGAAAUGGGGCUUUUAUUUUUCAUUAUCUGUCCGGCUAGUUAUUAAAGAGCGUGUGUCAAAUAAAAAUGAACUGGUUGCACUGCGUGUGUAGUUGUGUUUGUGUGUGCACAUGUGCAAUAAUGUAUAUAUUUGUAUGUGUGUAUAUGUUUUUUUUCUUUGUUGUCAUUCAUUGUUCUUGGAUUUUGGAUUUUAAUGUUUAAGUUUGCCUGAAAAGCAAUCUACACACAAGCUUUCUCUAGUAUGUUGUUUGUAUACGAACUAUGCAUCCAUUGCUUUAAACAAAUGAUUUGAUAAUAUGUUUUUUCAUUCAAAAAGUGUUUGGUAGUGAAGUAGCUAAUGGUUUGACUACUAUAGCACAGAUUACAUAUUGAUAUUGCCUUUUUUAUCUUACACUAUAAGAAUAAUAAAAUGACUUAUUAUUUUAAGUCUCUUUUUUCCGCAGGGUGACUCAAACAUUACUUGUAACAUCAAAGAAAUUCACAAUAUAUUUAAGGAAGCCAUACACUUGUUACUAAAAGAGGGCAUUAUCUUCCAAAAAGGACAAAAUCGAGAUGUUUAUCAGGUAAAACCAUUAAUCUUUGAACAGAAUGCUCCUUAAAAAUUAUACUGGUUGGUAGAUGAAUCAAUGUAAUGACUGCUUGUAUCAGUGAGGCAACGUGAAGCUUCUUUUUAUGAAUUGCACGUGAAUCUGUAGUCAGAUUCUCAUCUCUUUUAAUGGUGACACACUUGGCUAAUUUGAAUUUGCUGCUUAAGAAGCAUCUACUGUAGGAUGAUGCCACGUGGCAUGGUAAUCAUAGGACCAAGUAGAUGUGUUAUGAGGAAAGCCUGACAUCCAAAGAUUUGCAUUUUAGUAAUGCUUCAGGGAUUCCUUAGAAUAGGCAUGUGUUGACAAAGUUCAGAGGCUGCGGUGUCGAUCAAGGAGCGCUCUGGGCCAGAUUUACACAAGUUUAUUGGACAAGGGCUUUCAACAAGGAUUAGGAUCCCACAAGACCAUAGGCUGGCUACUGAAUGGGUGCCAAACAAAUUAAUGGUUCCAGUGCCCUUGUCUACCCCAGGGCCUUUGGGAGCCACCUAAGAUCAUUUUAUGGAUAAUGCAGAUCUGCAAGACUUCAGUGCUUUGAAAUAAGACCUAAGCAGCCACAAUGUAAAUAUUCAAAUUUCCCCACAUUUAUUCCACACUCUACUUGUUAAGUAUUAGAGUUGCAUUUUUUUUUAUUUAUUAAUUAUUUCUCAGUCGCUCAAUAGUAUUCAUAUUGGACUGUAUUUGGUGACUGUGCUUCCUGAUGAGUGUGCAGCCAGAACAUUGUAACAUUGCAAUCAAAUAGGAGGGAGAAUUCAGAGUCCACCUGGAUCAGCAUCAGGUGUUUUAUAUGUCACAGUCAGAAUCUGUAACCGUUACCAUGACAACUCAAUUUAUUCAUAAAGCCCAUCAAACUGUCAGCUCCAGCAUCACGGAAUUACUCAGCUUUAUGUAGCUGUUAUGAAGUAGAAAGAAGAUUCAAAAACAAGCUGUAUGCACCCUGCUGCUGCUUUAAAUAAUUCAUUAAAAAAUUCCUCAUUCUCUGUACUGAAAGAAAAUCAGGUUAUUUUAUUCCAUGUAGUUCCACUCACCUGUGAGGUUGGGUUAGGACACAAACUGUUCUGAGAAGUACAUACAGAAGGGUAGGUAGGUGUUUAAACACUGAUCCUCUCACCUGGCUUUAGAAUCAUUAUUUGUGGUCUCAUCCUGGCCUUGGAGGAAAAUAAACUAUUACUGGUACAUUUAACCUAAAGUACUCAUAAUUGGAAUUUCUAGUAUUCUGUAGAUAAACCAUUACUAUAAAAAUGUGUAUAAACUUUAAACUUUUAUUAAGGGUAGCAGGAUGUUGAAUGUUAGAAUAUGUUUAAUAGAUGGAACUAUCUGCAUGCUGAUGAUAUAAUAUUCUAACUAGGAAUAACCCUCGGCUAUGUCUUGUGCAGGUUACUGACCAGGAUAAAGAAUUAUAUAAACUUACACUGACUGCUAUCCAAGAGGAUUGUAAAAGGCAGAAACGUAAGUGGUUGUAUGUUUUUACGUUUCAUUCAUUUUGUUCUUUACUUUACCCUUUAACUCUCUGAGUUUGAUUUAUAUCUCUUUAUGUUUAUCACAGUUAAGUUAAAUAAAUAUUCUUUAUUUUACACAAAUACCUGAUUAACCUGGCAUGUGUAAUACGCAAUCUGAUUCCGAGUUACAAUGUUCCCGGGUACUUCAAGAUAAUGUAACUUUUAUUAUCAUCAUCAUUAUUUGAAAAGGAAGGAUUUUCAUGUUGACUGAAGGUUCCAAACCUAAUUUCCAGGAAAUGAAUUUUCAUCAAGUAAAUGCUAUUAAUGGCACAGUCUAGUAUCUAUUACAGUUAAAUCGUAUUAGUUUUACUUUUUCCGAACUCUGUUUUAUACAAAAUACAAAACUGUUGUGCUUGGCAUCUGCAAUAGCUAUCAUACUAUUUUGGCUAUUUAAAGGAACACUAACGUGUAUUCCUGACAUCUUAGGUGUGAAAACUCUGUUUAGGUUUCAGGCCACUGUGAAAAAAGUAGUUUAUUUACCUUUUUCCGGCACGGCGCAGAUCUCCUAGCGGCUGGCCCCACCCACUGUGCCUCCUUGGCUGAGAUCAUCAGUUUUGAUGAUGUCAGCCAAUCCAACAUUGGGAGGCUAUUGUGUAUGCACGGCAAAACGCCAUGCUGCACCAAUCUGCAUUUCCUCAUAGACAUGCAUUGAAUAAAUGCAUCUCUAUGGGGAACGUUCAGCACCUCCAUGCAGAGAAGGAAGAUGCUGAACGUAAGUGCGGCACAUUGUGUCUGAGUGACUGUCUCUAGAGGUGUUCUAAGGCCGUAAUGUAAACAGUGUCUUUUCUCUGAAACGGCAGUAUUUACAUUAAAAUGCCUGCUGGCACAUAUUAUACACACCAGAACAACUACAUUAAGCUGUAAUUGUUGUGGUGGGUAUAGUGUCCCUUUACGGAAACACUACAAGAAUGUGUAGUGUGGGACCCACUGUCAGAGGUAAGUGAUCAAGUUCCUACGAAGAAAAUGCUUGCGUGCAGCGUAUCAUUGUGUAAAAAUAGUAACAACUACUAUUCAUGGUAGAUUGGGUCUGUGAUGUUUGUAAUUUGUUCAUUUUAAUUCUUUGAUAUCAGUAGUAUUUUUUUAACCUAAAUUCUCCAUUCAUAGAGAGUGCACAUUACACUUCCAAUAUAGACCACUAGAUGUCACAAUGUGAUAAAGGAUCCAGGCACUCCAAGUAUCUUCAAAUGUGUUUAUUGGGACAAGUGAGACACCGCAAAGUUUCAACCCCUGAAACGAUCUUUGUCGAGCCCUUUCAGGGGUUGAGACAUUGCGGUGUCUCACUUGUCCGAAUAAACACAUUUGUGCCUGGAUCCUUUUUCUACUACUGAUAUCUCCUCCCUGGGGCUUGUGCUGGCCAUUGGUCCAAUUUAGCACCCGGAUCUUCACGAGAUUGGAGUGCGAUUCAUUUUGUCUCUUUUUACAGUGUGAUAAAGUGACAGAUCUGUAUGCUGCUUAAUGGUCAUUGAAUUUUCCAGACACACAUAAUGAGUACAGCUGUAUAACGUAUUGCCAAUUCAAAAUUUGUGAUGUGAUGUAACAGCUCCAUCUACAAAAGAAUGAAUGAAAACACCCAUUAACAUAGGAACAAUUAUAAUGUAACAUUAUCAAUCUUGGCUCCUGUUUAAAGGCUUUAAAUGUGCAUAGAUCUGGUUACAUUGCUACAAAGUGUCAGCAUUAGCUUAUUCUAAUACUUCCCUUUUGGAAAAAAACUGAAUAAAACUUUCUUCACCAAUUGGAUAUUGAUUGAUUCUCUUCUCUUACAUGUUUAUCUAAUAUGUAGAGCUACUUGCUACAGUCAAAUGCUCAUCAGUCAUGCCCUAAACAUGGGAUAUGAUGUAAUGAGAUGCAUUGCAAAACUGGCAAAAACUUAGGAUUUUAGUUUGUUCUCAGCUACUGAAUUCUAUGUUUUUGCGUGGUUUAAAAAAAAAAAAAUGUUUUUGCUACUAAUUAAUCAGCCAAUCUGCACUAAACCAUCAAUUUUCAGGAAAAUACGGUAUUGACUAAAACACUGGAAAUGUCUACAACUUGUAUUUGCCUUUUUUGUGUCAUGUCCCUUUUUGUUUUACAUGUAUAUACAAGAUUUAACAAAUGGCAUCACAAUCCAGUUCAGACCAGACAUAAGCACUGCAGACACUGCACUAGAGGUGGAGAGACUGUUGAUUGACAGGGGCAAAACGUGUCGCUUAUAACAGUGAUUGACAGGGAGCCAAGAUGGCGGUGCUCAGUUCCAGUUUCAGGAUAAAUACAGCAGUGUGCAUUUAUACAUUUCAGAUCUUGCACACCUUAAUAAAUAUUGGAUAUUACCCUGCGGGUGCAGUGGAAGGUAAAUUUUACUUACCUUCAGCUCCUGUAGCUCUAUCUACCAGGAAACCACGUCAGGCUAUGGAGGAUUCUGUGAGACUGCUUGAACCUCCACAGGCAAUGCAUUUUCCCUCACAAACAUCACGAUUCACAGCUUCACGAUUCACGAUUCACAGAGUAAAUGACAAAACUUGACGGCGGUAGCUCUGCCUCCUGUCAAGUUUUGUCAGGUGUAGGAGAAAUGUAUAAGAAAGUAAACCCUGUUUGUGUCAGUAUAUCUUUUGACUGUAUUGUAAUUUCUGUGAAAUUUCAACAUAGUCUAUGUGAGUAUUUCAUAAAGCGUUUAUCAUUAUAAAAAUACUUGGGCUUUUUUGGGGGGGUAGGGGGUGACAAAGCUGCUUCAACUCCUUCAUCACAAAACAUACCCCAUAAUAUGACAUUCAUGGUAUGUCACUGAUUAUUAAUGGAUUAAGUAUCCAGCUCUUUUAUACCUGCACAGGCUAAGCUUCUAAUAAGUUAAAAGACACAUGGUCUGAAAUUAGAAUAAAUUGUGAUAUUAGCCUAUCAGUGGGUAAGUGGGACUUUUUGCACCACUCUAAAUAGAAUCUACAACAAAACCUGAAGUCUGGCAAGCCAUCCUGGGGGUUUCUAGCCUACAACAGGUGGGAAGCAGUUUAUUGGGCGUCCCUGGUCUACAGAGUUCUGCAGGUUCUACUUAUUUAUGUAAAUAUAACAUUCUUCCAUUUUGUUGUGAUUUUUGGAUAAUUUACUAAUCAAAAUGAUUGCUUUCAUUAGAUGCAGAAAAGGGCUGCCACUUUCUUCACAUCCUACGCUGUGUUCGACAGAGCUAUGACCCAAACAUAGCGGAUACCAUAUUGAAGAGAGUUAUCGGUGCUCUUGAAAAUAACAGUGAUAUCGUUAGCACCAUGGAAAACUACUACACAGCCUUCUGAGAACUACAAAAAUGGCCCCGUGACAGAAGUGGAACUUCCACAAUAGCAGAAGUUUGCAGGUGCCUCACAGAGGCUGGUUUUGGUCAAAAUGCACAAAAUGUUUUCAGCCAGAACUAGGAGAUAGACUGAUAAGGUGAAUCUUGAACACAUACAUGUUUACUACUGUAAUACUAUUUAUGCAGGUUUAUUUGUCAAAUGAAUUGUAAGGAGGCACUUGUGGACCUGGCCAGGUUCUCCUCUCCGCAAUGCGACCUUCCCAGUGGCCAUGAGUAUCAUAGGAAAUUAUAUACAAAAGUUAGUCAUCAAUGUUCUCGUUGACCCCUUGACCCUGAUGUAGCCGCAUGAACCUGUUUUACAGCCUUACAUGCCAUUAGCAUGUAGACGGCCUGCCUGGCCCAGUCCAAAGGGGAACCUGUACACUCAAACUGGCAAAGACAACUCACUAUAUACCCAUUACAAUGAGCUGUAAUGGCUACGGUGCUUAGAGUGUCCUUUUAAAGUGUAAGAACAUUAAAGAACAUGAAAACGUAAUAUAUACAGUUAUAAUGAUUGUUUGUUUAAUGAAAAAUCUCAUCUUAAAUAAAAAGAAAUAAAAUGUUUCCCUCAAAAACUCUUAUCCAUGCAGUUGAUAAGAAGCAUGUGAUUACUAUAAAGUAUGCGCGUUUGAAGGUUUACAGUGCCUAAAAACACUCCAGGGCGUGGGCCAUAUUGUUAAAAACUCCUGACGCCUCCCGUUGCAAAUUACUUUGAAUUAGUAAAAUGUGAAAGUGUAG